AUGGGCAAGAAGAAGCGCGGCCACCCCGACAUCGAGGAGCUCCUCGAGCGACCAUGGUGCUACUACUGCGAGCGAGACUUUGAAGACCUCAAGCUCCUCAUUUCCCACCAGAAGGCGAAGCACUUCAAGUGCGACCGAUGCCAUCGACGGCUGAACACGGCGGGCGGCCUGGCUGUGCACCUGAACCAGGUGCACAAGGAGAAUCUGGUGCAAGUCGAGAAUGCGCUCACUCACAGACAGGGACUCGACGUGGAGAUCUUCGGCAUGGAAGGCAUCCCCGCGGAUAUUCUUGAGCAGCACCGCAACCACAUCAUUCAGACGUUCUACCGGGCCCAGGAGAACCGGCGCAUUGCUACCGGUAACCCGGUACCGGGCGGACAGGGCAGUCAGCCGCCGCGCAAGAAGAUCAAAUACGAGAGCAAGGAGGAGCUGGUGGCUCGCUUGGCUGAAUGGCGGACGAAGCGCCGCGCGGACAAGGAGGCGAUCGCCAAGGGAGAGCCGGUCGCCGAGCAAUACAACGGACAGUACCAGCCCCAACAGCAGCAGCAGCAACAGCAAGGCUAUGAAGCGGGCCCCUACGGAUAUCCAGCGGGCGGCAACCUGCCUGCGCGACCUCCCGGCAGCGGUGUGCCGCCGCCAGCCGGGCUGCCGCCCCGACCCGAGGGCCAGGCCUGGAACUCGACCGCAGCACCCAGCGACGACAUCGACAAGAUGAUCCGAAUGGCAGAGGCGGGCAUCAAGCCACCAGGCAAAGCGGACGAGGGUGUCGGCGGCGACGAGGGCGACAAGAAGGCCGGAAAGAAGGAGAAGAAGGGACGGCUGUUCUAUGACGACCCCGACACCAGCCCAGAGGAGAAGAUGGCACGGAUGCCGCGUGCGCAAUCGUGA
This is a messenger RNA of Purpureocillium lilacinum, 888 nucleotides long. RefSeq lists its product as uncharacterized. The record is from RefSeq and is a predicted model, not a curated record. Gene Ontology annotation, cellular component: nucleus. Gene Ontology annotation, molecular function: DNA binding. NCBI's taxonomy places the organism in Eukaryota, Fungi, Ascomycota, Sordariomycetes, Hypocreales, Ophiocordycipitaceae.